AUGAAUUAUCUCUACGUUGUUUUACUACAUGGGAUACUCUCCUCAGCAAAUGCCUCGAACCUAGCCGGUCCUUAUCAAACCGUAUUGUUCUAUUACGCAUACCACGCUGAGCUCACCCGCUUCGGGCCCGAUGGUGUCCACACAGGCCAUGGCUGCCUUGGAACUCGUCCAGGUGGAGGAUGCUAUUUCGAUGAGUUCAUAAAGUACAUCCUCCGCGAUCCCUCCACAUAUGACAAGGCAACGGGCAUUGGUACCAACAUUACUCCGGAUGUUGAAGAUGCAGUGGAGAAGCUACGACAAACGGACUACAACACCGUCCUCGAUCCGAAGACGUUGUUGCAGAUAGACCUGCCAAAGGGUGAGACACCCAAGCUGAGCAAGGUCAUGAGCACACUGGAGAAGAACAUCAACCGAGCCCGAGACAAAGAUGCCAGCGGGGCGGAAUGGGAGAGGAUGCGACAGUGUCUAUAG
Messenger RNA from Aspergillus terreus NIH2624, 471 nucleotides. RefSeq lists its product as uncharacterized. The record is from RefSeq and is a predicted model, not a curated record. The coding region runs from base 1 to 471 and encodes 156 amino acids. The transcript has a single exon. NCBI's taxonomy places the organism in Eukaryota, Fungi, Ascomycota, Eurotiomycetes, Eurotiales, Aspergillaceae.